Molecule: messenger RNA, 947 nt
Organism: Chrysoperla carnea
Lineage: Eukaryota; Metazoa; Arthropoda; Insecta; Neuroptera; Chrysopidae
Gene: SpdS
Product: spermidine synthase
Exons: 5
Coding region: 66-932 (288 amino acids)
Biological process (GO): spermidine biosynthetic process
Cellular component (GO): cytosol
Molecular function (GO): spermidine synthase activity
Source: RefSeq, a predicted model, not a curated record
UAAAUCAUUUCUACUUACAGUGCAAUUGUUAUUCUUGCAAUCUGUCUUGUCUUGUGUCAACAAUCAUGGAUUUAUGGGAAAAGGGUUGGUUUACUGAAGUGUCUGAAUUAUGGCCAAAUCAACGAGCAUCAUUUAAAGUGGAAAAAAUUUUGGCUCACGAAAAAUCGAAAUAUCAGGAUAUACUUAUUUUUAAAACUGUAAGCCAUGGACGAAUGUUAGCCUUAGAUGGAAUUAUUCAAUGCUGUGAAUUUGACGAGUUUUCUUACCAAGAAAUGGUUUCAUUUUUACCAUUAAAUUGUCAUUUUUCACCCAAACGUGUUUUAAUUGUUGGCGGUGGCGACGGAGGUGUCGCUCGUGAAGUUUCUAAACACCCCUUGGUACAAACAAUUGAACAGUGUGAGAUAGAUGGCCGUGUUGUCGAAUUAUGUAAGGAGCAUAUGCCAUUCAUGGGCGUUGGAUUCAGCUCGCCAAAAUUGGCACUGCAUAUUGAAGAUGGGAUUAAGUACAUUGAGAACCAUAAAAACGAAUUUGAUGUGAUUAUCACGGAUUCAUCAGAUCCAGUUGGUCCAGCUGUUUGUUUAUACACAGACGAUUAUUUUGCCAAAUUAAAAGCAGCACUUAAACCAAAAGGCAUUAUUUGUUCACAGGGUGGAAAUGCGUUCAAUUAUUCGCAGGAAAUUCGUGAGUUAAUCCAAGUUGCCAAACGUACAUUUUCCAAUGUAGCAUAUUCAACCACAAAUGUUCCAACUUAUCCAAGCGGUCAACUUGGAUUCUUGUUGGCUACAAAUGAUAAUACCGUAAAUUUCGAGAAACCAUUAACUGUAUUCAAUGACAAGCAACGUGAAGAAAUGAAAUUGAGAUAUUACGAUCAAAAUGUGCAUAAUGCAUCAUUCCAAUUACCUUUGUUCGUUAAGAAAACUUUAAAUUUGUAAAAAAAUUUUAUUAAA